GGCGCGGAGCACGGCGGGGCGAUGUGGCGGUGGCGGUAUGUCAGCAACCGGCAGCUGGACGGCUUCCGCCGGUACAAGUACAGUGCUGUGGAUACAAAUCCUUUAUCUGUGUAUAUUAUGCAGCCCAUCUGGAACAAAAUGAUUAAGAUAGUGCCUUUGUGGAUUGCUCCCAACCUGUUAACAUUCUCUGGAUUUGUCAUGGUUUUAGUUAAUUAUUUUCUAAUCUCUUUAUAUGACUGGGACUACACAGCCUCAGGUACCAGUCCUGGACUUGUCCCCACCUGGGUAUGGCUGUUCAGUGCUUUUGCCACCUUCUGUGCUUAUGCUUUAGACUCCAUCGAUGGGAAACAUGCUCGAAGGACUCAGUCCAGUACUCCUCUGGGAGAAUUAUUUGACCAUGGGCUGGACAGCUGGGCUACCUCCAUUUUUGUGCUUUCAUUUUUUUCUGUCUGCUCCCGAGACAAUGGGAAGAAUGGAGUUUCUGUAUAUACCAUGUAUAUCUAUUUAAGCAUUGUCUUGUUUAACUUCAUGUGUUCACACUGGGAGAAAUACAACACAGGAGUUCUUUUUCUUCCUUGGGGAUAUGAUAUAAGCCAAGUGGUGUUAAUAGCAGCAUAUCUACUCACUGGUGCUGUUGGUGUGGAAGUCUGGCAGAAGCCUUUCCUCUUUGGUUAUUACAUUACAGAUGCAUUAGUAAUCUUGCUUGUAGGCUUCAGUUUGUUUCUUUCACUUCCACAAACACUGUACAACAUUCACAGAGCACAUUUAAAGAAGACACUGAAGAAUGAUUCUUUGUAUGAAGGACUCCUACCUCUUGUGUCACCUCUGCUGCUGUUCCUCCUUCUUACAGUCUGGGUGGUUUUAUCUCCAGGCAACAUAUUAGCGAAGCAGCCGAGACUGUUUUUGUGGAUGGUUGGGGUUGCUUUCUCAAACGUCAUUUGCAAGGUGAUCAUUUGCCAGAUGAGCAGCACCCAGCCCGAGCUUUUCCACUGGUUCCUCUUCCCGCUGGCGCUGGUGGUCUACGCAGCCAUCUCCGGGCUGCUGGGCUGGACAGAAGAAGCAGUGCUCAUCGUGUUCACCGUGCUGCUCACAGCUGCCCACGUGCACUACGGGGUCUGUGUGGGCAGGCAGUUGAGUGAGCACCUGAACAUCUACAUCUUUUCCCUGAAGAAACGUGUCCAGGAGUGAACACCUGCACUGUGAUCAGACUGUAACUCUUGGCAUGGUGAUUCACAACUCUUCUGAAGUGAUCAAAAGUUGGAAUUGAUCUGAUUAGAACAACCAAAGAAUAGAAUAGUUGAUACCUGAACUCUGGCGACAAUGAGCUAUGCAGAAGAUGCUUCAUCUCAGAGGAGGAUUCCUGCCCAGCAGAGAAGUGCUUGCCCAGUUGUUCUGCUGCUAAUAUUUAUUCUCCUCACUAAUGCUA
Pogoniulus pusillus (Red-fronted tinkerbird) is the source of this 1426-nucleotide messenger RNA. RefSeq names its product ethanolaminephosphotransferase 1-like. Lineage: Eukaryota; Metazoa; Chordata; Aves; Piciformes; Lybiidae. Gene Ontology annotation, cellular component: endoplasmic reticulum membrane; Golgi apparatus. Gene Ontology annotation, biological process: phosphatidylethanolamine biosynthetic process. The record is from RefSeq and is a predicted model, not a curated record. The coding region runs from base 22 to 1188 and encodes 388 amino acids. The transcript has 10 exons. Gene Ontology annotation, molecular function: ethanolaminephosphotransferase activity.